This is a messenger RNA of Abrus precatorius (Indian licorice), 1424 nucleotides long. RefSeq names its product dr1-associated corepressor homolog. Gene Ontology annotation, molecular function: protein heterodimerization activity. Gene Ontology annotation, biological process: regulation of DNA-templated transcription. Gene Ontology annotation, cellular component: nucleus. Lineage: Eukaryota; Viridiplantae; Streptophyta; Magnoliopsida; Fabales; Fabaceae. The coding region runs from base 237 to 1085 and encodes 282 amino acids. The record is from RefSeq and is a predicted model, not a curated record. The transcript is spliced from 6 exons.
ACGUGAUUUACGUGACCGACGUAUCACUCUGACAAAGCUCCCACGGAGGCAUAUUCGUUGAAUGAAUCUGAGAAAGAAAGAGUGAGUGGCGUUUGGAUCUGAAAUGGGUACAUUUGAUUUCAUCAUUUUGAUGAUGGGUUCACUUUUUUUGUUUAAAGCUCUCGAUUUUGCUUUCUGGGUCUCCUUCUUCUGCUCCUUUUGAUCCCCCCAUUUCAGUGUUUCCCAAAUCUGUUACCAUGAGAAAGAAGCUGGAUACCCGUUUCCCUGCAGCUCGGAUAAAGAAGAUAAUGCAAGCAGAUGAGGAUGUUGGAAAAAUAGCUCUGGCUGUGCCUGUUUUAGUUUCUAAAGCUCUAGAACUAUUUCUGCAAGAUCUCUGUGACCGUACUUAUGAAAUAACUCUUCAAAGAGGAGCGAAGACCAUGAAUUCAUUGCAUUUAAAGCAUUGUGUACAGAGCUACAGUGUCUUUGACUUUCUGAGGGAUGUUGUCAGCAGGGUUCCUGACUAUGGCCAUGGCCAUGGCCAUGCUGAGGGUGGUGCUGAUGAUCGGCCCAUUUCAAAAAGAAGGAAAGCUGUAGGUGAUGAUUGUAAUGACAGUGAUGAAGAGGCUAAGAGGAGCAAGAUGCAUGAGUUGAACCACACUGGCAGUACUGGUAGGGGAAGAGGCCGAGGUAGAGGAAGAGGCCGUGGUCGAGGGUCUCGAAAUGUCAUAAGAGAGGCAUGUCAUCAGGAUGCUGAAGCCGAGCCUUGCACUUCUGUUCAGCAAGGCAGCCAACUUAAUACAAACACAAGUGUGGCAAUACAUAAUGGUCCAGAGUUGAAGGAGAACGUUGCAGUUUCUGUUGUAAGCACCGAGCCACUCCGGAAUAUUGAUCUGAAUACCAAUACGAACGAAAACGAUGACAAAAAGGCUAGCACACCAGCUAAUGCGCCAUUGCCUGAACCUCCAACAGAGGGCAAACACGAAGAAAUUCCAGGUUGGUCCCUUUCUGAUGUGGACAAGGUGGCCAUUGAUUCAAUGCAGCUUGCACAGAUUGGUAGGCAACUAGAAGAGGACGAGGAAGAUUAUGAUGAAGAGGAAGGGUAAAUAUUAUAUAGUCUUUGGGUGAUUAGAUUAGUGAAAAGCUCAUGAUAACUGUAGAAUAAGUACAUACUAGUGCUAUGUUUAUGAGUAUCCACUAGCAGUCAAAUUAUGCCUCGUGUUGUUGGCUGAAAAAAAAAUUCUGAAUAUCCCGUAAUUUUAAUCUGGUUUGUGUAUGUUAGCAAUAGCUUAUGUUCUUGUGUAGCUGAUGUAUCUUUCUCUUAACCAGUAAGGUUAGCUUCGUGUACUUCUAGGCGUAUAAUGUAGAUUACAUUCUGGAUGGAGUGAAAUUUAUGCAUCCAAACCCAAUUUAAUAUUAUUGCAAGUAACUAUGUUACUAUUUGU